AUGGAGUCGCUAGCCAAAUAUCGUUAUAGCUUAGUAGCUGGGUCUUUUGCUGGGGGAAGCUUUUUUGGUAAGCUCCCCAGCCACCUAAGCGCACUGAAAUUACUGAAUACGUCGGGAAGUACUUUAGGCUCCUCUUAUUUAGAAAUUGCAUUAUUCCGAGUCCCGCCAUUGGUUCUUAUGAUAGUGUGCAAUGUAAGCAACUUGCGUUGUUUUUUGAAGGCUCUCCAGAUGACCGAACAAACUUUAACUUGCGUUGUUUUAACAGCCGCCUCCAAUUAUGUCUUAUCGUUUAUUUUAGGAGCACUUGUUUACCAGGAACCACUCACAUCGUUAUCUGGAAUUGGAAUUACACUAAUUUUGGCUGGUCUAUAUUUCCUUUGCGAUGCGGAAUCGGUUGAAUCUAAGAAAAAAGUACAAGAAAAGGACAAAUAAAGAUGAAAAAAGAUUUUUAUACCA
Drosophila ficusphila is the source of this 456-nucleotide messenger RNA. RefSeq lists its product as uncharacterized. NCBI's taxonomy places the organism in Eukaryota, Metazoa, Arthropoda, Insecta, Diptera, Drosophilidae. The record is from RefSeq and is a predicted model, not a curated record.